UUAGGGGUCGCGUGUUGUAGGCCUGUUGUGGUGCUGAGAUCUGUAUAUAAGGCUGCGUAUCUAAGCAACCAGCAUCAGUAGUGUGCUCUCCGGCUACACUGACCACAAGCACUGCUAAGCAAUAGGAACGAUGAGGUUGUUGGUGCUCACGGCGUUAGUCGCCGCGGUAGCGUCGAGCCCGCUCACCCAGAGCAAAACUUGGCCCUGGCAAGUAGGCAAGGACUAUCACUACAAUGUGAACACGUUCACAUGGACCAAAUAUGACAACAGCAACAGCAACGGCAACGCUUUCAAGGCUGAGUUCAUCAUCCGUGUGUUGGCACCUGGCCAACUCAUGGCUAAGCUAAACCAGCCUCUGUACGCGCAAAUGCAGUCGGAGGAAAUCACGUACAACGUGGCUCCCUCCGACCUCAAGUACCAGUCCGUUCAGAUCACUGACGAGCCCAUCGAAAUCUUCGUCGUAGGAGGACGUGUCAAGUCCUUCAAAGUACCUACAGGUCUUUCUGUUGCUCAUGAAAACUUGUUCAAGGGUCUGAUCAGCGCUCUUCAAGUAGACUUGUCAACUUUUGGCCAUGUCCACGACUUCCCCAACAGCUUCGACAAGGACUCCUUCCAAGGUCUGUUCAAGAAGAUCGAAACUGACGUGACUGGUGAGUGUGAGACUCUGUACACAGUGUCGCCAGUUUCUGCUGAAUGGCGUCGCGAAUUGCCAAACUUUGCAUCUGAGGAGGAUCCCGUUGAAAUUGUUAAGAGCAAAAACUAUGAUUCUUGCAAGAAACGUGCUGCAUUCUUCUACGGCGUACCAGAAGGCUCUGUCUGGAAUGGCAUUGCUUACGACAAUGAGGAGAAACAGUUCAUUAAGCACACUUCUGAAUCUCGCACACUCGCGGGUAAACAAGGCACCAUCUACCAAUCAGAUGUCAUAAGCUCUGUCUAUGUAAGCCCUCUGUUAUUCGGCAAGCAAAAGGCUGAAGUGUACAGUUACGUCAAGGCUUCCCUUUCAUCCGUCGAAGAGACAACUGGCGAAGAAUGGGAGAAGCCCGAGGAAGUUCGUGAGAUCACUUCUCUCUUAUUUUCCUUGAAUGAAUCUAUGUUCAUUCCUAAAUUCACCGACCAGACCAUUGCCAAUGCCCAAAAACUGCUCCAAGACAUGACUCCUCUGCUGCAGAACCCUGACCAACUGUCGAAGGCUGACUUCCUCGCUAAAUUCAACAUCUUGGUGCGCCUUAUUGGCUCCUUGAAUGCUGAACAGCUGAACUUGUUGACUAGCAGUGUUGAAAUUGCCAAGGACUCGAAGAACAUCGCCAAGAACGGCAUGUGGAUAAUUUACCGCGACGCUGUUGCGCAAGCAGGUACUGAUGUUGCAUUCGCGCAAAUCAAAUCAUGGGUUCUUACAAAGAAGGUACAGGGCGAGGAAGCAGCUCAACUAAUCACUGGUAUUGGUGCUACUCUCAUGCCUAGCAAGAAAGUUAUUGCUGAAUUCUUUGAUUUCGCGACCAAACCCGAAGUCAUGGAACUGCAGUAUCUGAACACCUCCGCUCUCUUAGCCGCCACUAAAUUAUCUCGGUACAGUGAAGGUAGCUUGUACGUCGUUGAUACCAUUAUCCCUCGUCUUGCGCGGGAACUGAAACAUGCUGUGAAGAAUGGAGACUCCAACAAGGCUCAGGUUUACAUCAGAGUUCUCGGUAAUUUGGUCAACCCAGAGGUUUUGGAGGUAUUUGCUCCAUACCUGGACGGUACCGUUGCAGUAUCCAAGUACCUACGUAUCCAGAUAGUUGCUAGUCUCAAGGCCUUGGCUAACACUAAGAACGAAUAUGUUCGUGCCGUGCUUUACAGCAUUUUGAGAAAUACCGCUGAACCUUACGAAGUGAGAGUGCUCGCUGCUCUGAACAUCUUCAUGGCUUUCCCUACCGCUGAUAUGAUGCAAGUAAUGGCACACAUGACAAAUGAUGAUCCUAGCACACAAGUACGUGCUGUUCUCGCUAACGGAAUUAACUUCGCCGCUGGAUUGAAUGACCCCCGUUUUGCAGAGCUCGCUAAGACUGCCAAGUCUGUUCAAACUCUCGUUUCGAAAGAGAAAUUCGGAUACCGUAUCUCUACUGACAGCAUUAUUGACAAGUACACUGCUGAUGAUGACAUGACAUACUUUAGAGAACUGUCGUACAUCGGCAGUGAGGACAACUUCUUCCCCGUAUACCACAGGAGCGCACUGAGAACCAGAAGCACUGCUUGGACUGAAGAAAGUCAGAUAACUAUGUCCGUUACCGGAGUGCAACAGCUGCUAGAACAUAUCACACAGAUGAUUUACAAAGCCGACGAUUCUACAGUCGACGUUAAAUUCUCAGCUAAGGAAAUCGCACGCAAACUUAACAUCAAACGUGAACCGCAGGACAAGCUCGAGGGUUCUCUAUUCCUUGACAUUCUGAACCAGCAGAAACUCAUCACUUUCACCGAGGCCGACCUCAAUGCCUUCAUUGCAAGCGCGGUCAAGAAUGUGCAACAAAUGCUCAAAGGCGUUGAUGUACAAUACACCAAGGUAUUGAACCAGAAACAAACUUACGUAGUAUUCCCUCUGGCUGCUGGUGUACCAUUCUUCUUCGAAUACGCUGAACCACUAAUCAUUUCCUUCAAUGGCCAAGUGAAAAUCAAGGUUGAUUCUAGCGCUAAGGAACUAACUGGAUCUUUGAACAAAAAUCUGAACAUCGCCUAUGCAAGAAACUUGGCUGGCAGCGUUGGUUUCCUGGACACUCUUGGAGACGUAUAUGCCACAUCUGGAGCUAUCAACAAGAUUCAAUUCCACAUCCCCCUGAAUUUGAACACUGUUGUAGCACCUGGACAGAUCAAAUUGAACUUUGUUAUGCCUGAAGAAGAUGCCACCCUUAUCCACAUGAGUGUUUGGCCAUACACCACUUUGCAAAAGACAGACUCUGUGCUGACUGUUGCUGAGAACCCAACAACUAAGUUCGUUGAACGUGCAGCCAAAACAGUUAACACUGACUUGAAAUUAGGUUACCUAACUAGGGUCUUCUUCACUCUGCAAGGAUAUUCCUACUCAUCUGACUUCAAAAACAUGAACACUCUUUUCAACGGUGACAUUUUGUCAGACGUUGCCGAGUCGCUGUACCUGAAGGACGUUGCUUUGACUCAAUUCGACUUCAAAUACUUAGCUAAGGAAACCAAAAACAAGGAUGUCACCUUCGAUUUCUCCUACAAAACAUUGUUCAACCAAAACGAGAGUGGUGAAAUGGGACCAGCUGCUAUCUUUGAAGAUGUCUCAGCUAACAGCCAAGCUCGCCGUGACGAGAUUGUCAAGCGUGCUGCUAAGGGCAUCGAAUCUGCUGAAGUCCAACUUUACGACUUCAGCGCUGUAUUCAAUGGUGAAAGCAAAGUAGAGUACGUAUUCACUGGUGCUGUCGCCGAGAGCUUUGUGGACGACAAAGCUCAAGCAGCUCUUUUCUUCAAUGGAUUGAAUCAAGUCAACAUUAUGUACAAGGAAGUGAAACCUAAAAUCGCCCCUCUUAACUUUGAAGAAGCUUUGAAGAACAAAAUUGAGGUUACCUAUGAAGCUGAUCUGAAAUACGGCACUUCCGAUAAUGUUCACAUCCAAGGUACAGGUGUGCGAAGCGAGAAGUACACAGAACUUUUGUCAAAGGAUCCUUUGGCGAAGCAAUGCCUGGAAGAAUCCAAAGAAGGUAAUACUUACCAGAAGGACUGCUACAAGAUGAUCAUGAAGGCACACGCUCCUGACUUCUUCAAAUUCAACGUAAACUACAAAUACCUUAGCCCUGGUUACCUGGACUUGUCAUACAGCACAUACGAAUUGUUCAAACAAAUGAAUUCUUGGGAACAGGAAGAGGACCCGAUGAUGAGAACUGACGAUGGUAUUUUGGACGUUGAGAUGCAGGCAGACUAUUACGAUAACUUUGUAAACUACAAAUUCAUUACGAAGGUAGGAACGGUCAGUUUCAACAACGUGAAAGGCUUGGCCUACUACCCGUACUACAUGGCUUACUACGCCCCCACUACUAACUGGGAACGUGCAUACAACUACUACUACGGCUACCAAUACAUGCCUUCUUGUGCUGUGGACAGCAGCAAGGUUCAGACCUUCAGUGGCCGCAGCUACGACUACAGUCUGACUGGUUCUUGGCACGUGGUGAUGGUUGAUGAAUCCAACGAAUUCAAAUCGACUGACUUGGUCAUCCUUGCGAGAAGGCCUAGCGAGAAUCAAGAGGAGGUCUACGUCUCCUACAAGACCGAAAGUGGCAAAUACGUUGAGCUGGACAUCAAGCCUACGAAGUUUGAAGUUAAGACCAACGCCAAGGAUGUUUCUGAUGGCAAACUGACCAUCUACUGGGAUGAGGAGAAGGAGGUUCCUCUGCUGCAAUACUACACCCUCACUGACGGAGUUACGGUGUUCAAUAUUAACAAUGGAGCCAUUCGUCUUGUGUACGACAGCCAGAGGCUGGUCGUUUUUACCGACAAGCACCGCAAGACCACCAGGGGUAUCUGCGGACAGAGCUCAACUCAAACCCGUGACGACUACAUGACUCCUUACGGUCUAGUAGACCUCCCUGAAUACUACGGAGCCUCCUUCUCAUUGGAAGGUGAAGGCAGCGACCCUAAGACCGUGGAGCUGAAGGAGGAAGCCAAACUGAAGGCGUACCAGCCUGUCACCAAGUACACCAAUGUUCUUCGUUCUGAUGAUGAGUGGAGCAAGGCUAAGAACGAGUCUUAUACUAUGAAGUUGUUAGUGUUGACGGCGAUUUUCGCCGCCGUCACUUGCAGUCCAGUUAGUGAGAGCAAUACAUGGCCUUGGCAAGUAGGCAAAGAAUACUCCUACAAUGUAGAAUCUUAUACUUGGACCAAUUAUGAGAAAAGCGACAGCUAUGGCAAUUCCUUCAAAACUCUAUUUAUGGUUCGUGUGCUGUCACCUGGCCGCUUGCUCGCUAAGCUAGAGAGCCCAAUGUUCGCACAGUUCCACGACCAGGUCACCAGGGAAGAAUGGCCAACUGGAUUAGAUUACAAUCCUGUUGAGAAAUUUGAACACCCAUUUGAAAUCUUCGUCCAAGGAGGACGUGUCGUUUCUUUGAAACUUCCAGAAUCACUCUCUGUACCCAAUGAGAACUUGUUGAAAGGUCUGAUUGGCGCUUUACAAGCAGAUCUAUCAACCUAUAAUCAUGUUGAUGAUUUCCCGAACAGCUAUGAUAAAGAAAGCUUCCAAGGUUUAUUCAAAAAGAUGGAAAGUGACGUCACUGGUGAUUGUGAGACACUUUACUCAGUAGCGCCGGUUUCUGCUGAUUGGCAUCGCGAAUUACCAGACUUUGCUGAAGAUCCUAUAGAAAUAACUAAAAGCAAAAAUUACGAUUCUUGUGCAAAGUUUGUUGACUUCAAUUUUGGUGUCCCUGAAGGUGCAGUAUGGAAGGGAUUGGCUAUUGACAACGAAGAAAAACAGUUUAUUAAGCACACAACUGAGACACGUUUGCUCGUUGGCAAGCAUGGCACAAUUUACAAAUCUGAGAGCUUUGACUCUGCUGUAGCAAAUCCACUUUUAUUUGGUAAACAAAAGGCGCAAGUUCACAGUUACAUCAGCUUUAAUCUUUUAUCAAUUCAACCAGAAAGUUCCAAGGAAUGGGUUAAAUCUGAAGAGUAUCGAACAGUUGACUCUUUAAUCUUUAGGUAUGACCCUAAAACUAUAAUAAAGGCAAGUGAAAAAUAUAUCGCUGAUGCACAGAAAUUACUUCAAGAAAUGACUCCUUUACUGCAAGACCCAAGCGUUCUACCCAAGUCCGAUUUCCUUUCAAAGUACAAGAACCUUAUUCGCUUGAUUAUGUUUAUGAGUCCUGAGCAACUUGCUCAAUUGAACAAUAGCAUUGAAGUUGCAAAGUCAUCGAAAAACGUGGCUAAAAAUAACAUGUGGAUAAUAUACCGUGAUGCUGUUGUCCAAGCAGGCACUUAUACAGCUUUUCAAGAAAUUAAGAACUGGAUCCAGUCAGAAAAGGUUAAAGGUGAUGAGGCCGCGGAUGUUAUAAGUUCUAUGGCCAGUGUACUUCGUGUUCGCACCAAGAAAGUUAUGAGCGAAUUCUACGAUUUAGUCAUGAGUCCAGAGGUUCAGAAGCAAGAGUACUUUAACACAACCGCACUCUUGGCUGUGUCAAAGUUCAUCGCAUCGAAUGAAGACGACUCAUUCCUAAAGGAGAAAGUUAUUCCACGACUAUCCGAAGAACUGAAAAAAGCUAUCGAAAUUGAUGACAAAAACAAAGCUCAGGUUUACGUGAGGGUUCUUGGUAACUUAGCUCAUCCGGAAAUUUUAAAAGUUUUCGCUCCUUAUCUGGAUGGUCAUGUGCCAGUUACAAAAUACUUACGCAUUCAAAUGGUUAUCAGCCUUAAGUCUUUGGCCAAUACUAAGGACAUACAUGUACGUGCUGCACUAUUCAGCCUUUUGAAGAAUACUGCUGAGCCUUACGAAAUCAGAGUUGCUGCUGCUCUGAAUAUUUUCCUAGCCUUCCCAAGUCAUGAAAUGAUGCAAAUAAUGGCGCACAUGUCUGGUACUGACCCAAGCACACAAGUUCGUGCAGUACUGACAAACGGCAUUACUUUUGCCGCUGGUCUUAAAGAUCCACGAUUCACGAAACUCGCUAAAACUGCAAAAUCGGUCCUGUACUUGUUACCUAAAGAAAAGUUUGGCUAUCGUUACUCAACUGAGAGCUUGGUCGACGAAUAUACGAGUGAUGAUGUAGCAGCGCACUUUAGAGAACUUUCGUAUAUUGGAAGUGAGAAUCAUAUUCUUCCAGUGUACCAAAGGGGAGGUCUGAGAUUUGGAAGCACUGGGUGGACCGAAGAAGAAUGGUUCACAUACUCUGUAUCGGAUAUGAAGCAUUUGAUGAACUAUCUGAAUGGAAUGUUCGUUCAAUUACCCGAAAAAAGUUAUGGAGACGUUAAAUUCUCAAGUAAAAAGAUAGCUGACUUACUAAACAUCAAGCCUAAGCAUCGUUGUUAUCUCGAGGGCUCCUUCUUCCUAAACAACUGGAACCAGCAAACGCUGUUAACUUUCACCCAAGAUGACCUUGACUCUCUUCUCAAAGAUUUUGUAAAAGAGACAGAAAAGCAACCAAAUGAAAUUAAUUAUACCAACCUCUUAAGGCAGAAACAGGUCUUUGUCACUUUCCCUCUAUCUACAGGCAUGCUUUUUGUAUAUGACUACAGCGAGCCAACUGUUGUGAAGAUGCAAAGUCAAUUGAAAGGCAACGUCGAAAAAGAUUUUUCGAUAAAUUCUAAUUUUGACUUGAAAUUAUUAUAUGCUAGAAAUUUGGAUGGUAGCAUUGGAUUCUUUGAUGCGUUUAGCAACUUGUACGUGAGCUCAGGUGUUAUCAACAAAUUCCAAUUUUACAUUCCAUUAAAAAUGAGUGCAACAUUGCAAUUGGGAAAAUCUAAAUUGAGCCUUAAAUUCGAAAUGCCUGAACAAAAUGUCAAUUUGAUGCACAUGAGUGUAUGGCCUUAUAUUUCACGUUACGACCUUUAUUCACCGGUGACCGCCUUGCAAUGCCCAUCAACUAAGUUUAUCGAGCGCUCGAAAAAAGUUGUUUCUGCUCCUUUUAAAUUCGGUGAGAUCACUGGCACCGUCUAUGAAUUGAGCGGAUUCUCUUAUUCUAAUGACUACAAAAAGCCACUCAGUUUGUUCAAGGAUGAUUUCCUUACAAAUGUACGCAACUUGCUGUACCAGAAGGACGUUGCCUAUACUUCAUUUGACUUGAAAUAUCUUGCCAAAGAAUCACAAAACAAUGCAGUGGUGUACAACAUAUUAACUGGUAUAGGGCACAGUGAGGGAGGUACGAGUGAAGAAAUAGAACCAGCAAAGACCAUGGUAAAUGUCACAUUACCCGGCCGUUAUGAGGAGAUAGUUAAGCGAGCUUCUGCGGGCAUAGAAUCUGCAACCAAAAUUCAAAUCCUUGACAUUAGUGUUGAGUUUGAAGGAAAAAAGAAACAAGAAUUUGUGUUGACAAGUGCUGUUGCUUAUGGUUCGGCUGAAAGCAAGGUUCAGGCUGCUUGGUUUAUAAAUGCUGGUGAACAAAUUAAUGCUGUCUACAGAGUGAUUGCACCUCAAAUAAAUCCAUUGAACUUUGAGGAGGCUCUCAAGAAUAAAUUCAAAAUUAAAUACGAAGGUGACUUUAAAAUUGGCAAAUACGACAAUAUUCACUUCAAAGGUUUUGAGGAACGCAGUAAGAAAUACACUGAACAAUUACGAAACGACCCGUUAGGAAAACAGUGUUUAGAAGAAACUAAAAGAGACAAUAUCUACCUGAAAGAUUGUCACAAAAUGAUCAUAAAAGCUCACGCUCCUGACUAUGCCAAAGGAACGUUUACUUAUAAGCAACUGCCAACUGAAUGGAACAAGUGGUUUGUUUCUGUUUAUGAAUAUUUAAAAGACUUGUACAAUUGGGAUGAGCAAGUAGACAAGUUUAGGACCGUCAACGACAAUACAUUGGAAAUUGUUUCUGAAGCUUUCUUCUACGACCACUACAUCAAUUAUGAAUUUUCCACCAAGAACGGAGUGGUAAAAUUGAACAACGUGGAGAUUUUGCCGUAUUACCAGUACUUCACGGCUAACUACGCGCCUAUUUCUCCCUGGGAACGUUCCAGAAACUGGUUUACUGAUUACCAACACUUUCCCUUCUGUUCUGUGGAUGACAACAAAAUCAAGACGUUUAGCGGUCGCGAAUAUGACUACAGCGUGACUAAUGCUUGGCACGUGGUUAUGGUCGAUAAGGCCAGGGAAUUUGAUAAUGACAUAGUAAUUCUCAUGAGAAGAGAAAAAGCAAAUCAAGCAGUGGUUUAUGUUUCGUACAGGACUGCACACGGUCAAACUGUGGAGAUUGAAAUCACACCGAAAACAAUUGAAGUUACAACGAAUGCAACACGUACUACUUCGGCCGGAAUCACCACCUAUUUCAAUUUGCAAAUGAACGCUCCUAUAUUGGAGUACUAUACCAUUGCCCAUGACACUGAAUUCUUUAGCCUUAACAAUGGGCAAGUUCGUUUCAUGUACGACAACCAUCGCCUUGUUAUUUUCACUGAUGACCACCGCAGUUCCACUUGGGGCUUAUGUGGAAUGAGCACAUCCCAAAUCAGUGAUGACUAUAUCACUCCUUUUGGUGUGGUCUACGUCCCUGGUUACUACGGAGCAGCUUUUGCUCUGGAUGAAGAAUGCAGUGACCCUUCAACCCUGGAACUGAAGAAUAAAGCCAAACUGAAGGCGUACCAGCCGACAACUAAGUACACCAACAUUCUUUGGUCUGAUGAUGAGUGGAGUAAGAUCAAGAAUGAAUCUGUUAAAGGAGCGAAAUCUUUUAGACAAAAGUUUACGGACAGCCAGAGAAUCAAAAAAGUAAAUCCAUUCAAGGUUUGUUUUUCACAAAAAUUAAUAAACUUGUUAAAAAUAAUAAUUUUGGAUUCGAUAGCACGUUAUCACAAUUUUGGCGAGGUUAGGGGUCUUCUAACUUACCUAACAGGGAAUGAUAACUGGUAUAAAACCAGGCACACAGGUCUCGUGGAUCAGAAGUGUGCUCGACUGUGCUACACUGAACACGACCAGAGAAACUCUUGGACUAUGAAACUUCUAGUGUUGACGGCGAUCGUCGCCGUCGUCGCUUCGAAUCCAUUAACUGGAAAUGCUAAAUGGCCCUGGCAAGUAGGAAAAGAAUACGUCUAUGAUGUUAACACUUACACCUGGACCAAGUUCGAGAAUAGCAACAGCAAUGGCAACGCUUUCAAGUCCCAGUUCGUGAUCCGCGUCCUGGCCCCUGGACACCUUCAGGCUAAAUUACAAAACCCCACACAAACCCAGAUCCAAGGAGUUUUGGAUAUCAACAAGGUUCCUUCUGACUUGAAAUACGAACCAGUUCCGAAAAUCGACGAGGUUUUCGAAAUUUUCGUUGAUGGAGGCCGAGUGCUCUCUCUGAAAGUACCUUCUUCCCUUUCAUCGGCCGAUGUGAACAUACUCAAAGGUCUAAUCAGUGCCCUCCAAGUCGAUCUGUCUACCUUUGGACAUGUGGACAGUUUCCCCAACAACUUCGACAAAAAUACCUUCCAAGGUCUCUUCAAGAAAUCGGAAGCUGAUGUCACAGGCGACUGUGAAACUCUAUAUUCCAUUUCUCCAAUUUCUGUGGAAGUACGUCGUAGCUUGCAAUCGUUUGCUGAGGACCCCAUCGAGAUCACUAAGAGCAAGAACUACGACUCUUGCAAAAAACGUGUCGGUUUAGGCUUUGGUGUCCCAGAGGGAGCCGUCUGGAAUGGACUCGCUUAUGAAAACGAUGAAAGGCAACUCAUCAAGCACACUUCUGAAUCACGCAUUCAUGCUGGUAAACAGGGAACGAUCUACAAGUCGGAAACGUUGGACACCGUGUUUGUGAACCCUCUCUUGUUCGGAAAACAAAAGGCUGAAGUCUACAGUUACGUUGGUCUUGUUUUGUCUUCUGUGGAGGCGAUUGGGGAAACUGAAUGGAAGCAAUCUGAAGAGGUCCGUGAAGUUGACUCACUUCUGUCAUCUGAAGGCGCUGAGAUAUUCUUCAAAGUGAGCCCCGAAAACGUUGUCAACGCCCAAAAAGUUCUCCAAGAAAUCACUCCGCUGCUGGAAGACCCUAACAAUCUGCCCAAGUCAGAAUUUUUAUCAAAAUUCAAUGUUCUGGUUCGUUUCAUCAUGUUUAUGAAUUCUGAGCAAUUAACUCAAAUGACUGACGGCAUGGAAGUUGCAAGGACUUCGACUAACGUAGCAAAGAACAAAAUGUGGGCUAUCUAUCGUGAUGCAGUUGCCCAAGCGGGAACUGUAGCUGCCUUCAAAGAAAUCAAAUCGUGGAUUCUGAGCAAAAAAAUUCAGGGCGAAGAAGCUGCUGAAGUUAUUGCAUCUGUGCCUAGCAGUCUUGAUUACUCUGACAAAGAAAUCGCAAAUGAAUUUUUCGAACUAGCUUUUAACCCUGUUGUUGUAGAACAAAGGUACCUUAACACUUCAGCUUUAUUAGCCGCUACUAAAUUCUUCCGCUCUGGAAAGGAGAACGUCUUUGUGGUUGAAAAGGUUAUUCCUCGUUUUGCCUCAGAACUGAAAAAAGCUAUCGAAGAAGAUAACAGCAGCAAGGCUCAGGUUUAUAUUAGAACUCUUGGCAACUUAGCUCACCCAGACAUCUUGAAAGUCUUCGCUCCUUACUUUGAAGGCAAAAUUACCGUUACCAAGUAUCUUCGUACACAAAUGGUAAUUAGCUUGAAGACUUUGGCUAACAUGAAGAACGAAUAUGUUCGCGCCGUACUCUUCAGCAUCUUGAGAAACACCGCUGAACCAUACGAAGUCAGAGUCGCUGCGGUUCUGAACAUCUUUUUGGCUUUCCCCACUUCCGAGAUGAUGCAAAUUAUGGCACAUAUGACUAACGAUGACCCAAGCGUUCAAGUGCGUGGUGUAAUUGCAACCAGCAUUUCUUUUGCGGCUAAUCUGAAGGACCCACGUUUUGCUCAGCUCGCCAAGACCGCUCAAGCUGUGUCGAGUAUCGUAUCAAAGACCAAAUUCGGGUACCGUGCUUCAGCCGACAGUAUUAUUGAUGACUACACUUCCAAUGACGACCUUGCCCACUUCAGGGAAUUGUCUUUCAUCGGCAGUGACGACAGCUCCACACCCAAGUACCACAGGACAGCACUGAGAUUAAGAGGCAAUGGACUGACUGAAGAAGACUGGAUGUCAUGGUCGGUUUCCGACGUACAAGACCUAUUUAACUCUAUGCUGGAUCUUAUGGUUGCUGACCAAUAUCCAGAGACAGACUUCAAGUUCUCAGCUGAGAAAAUCGCCAAAGAACUAAACAUUAAACGUGAAAACGAGCCCCUAGAAGGCGCAUUCUUCAUUGACAAUCUAAAUCAGCAAAGACUUUUCACUUUCGGUCAAAAAGACCUCCGUAAUCUUAUCGGUGAAUACUUUGGAAAAGUCAGCAAACUAUUCUCUGGAGAUGUGAACCAAUUCACAAAGGUGAUCAUAGCCAAACAGGUUGUCGUUACCUUCCCUCUGGCUGCUGGUUUCCCAUUUGUUUACGUGUACAGCGAACCCACUUUGUUCGAUAUUGAAAGCGUAGCCUCAAGAGACAAUGCUAGUCCAUUCACUUUUGAUGUCAAAUUCACUUAUUCAAGGAAUUUGGAUGGCAGUGUUGGUUUCUUGGACACUUUCAGCGGAGUAUACGCCAGCAGUGGUGUCAUCAACAAGUUGCAAUACUUUGUCCCUGCAAAGGUUACCGUUACCCCAACCCUCUAUGUUAAUGUUGAUCUUAAAUUCGAGAUUAGCCUACCUGAAAAAGACGCCAACCUUAUUCACAUGAGUGUGUUCCCUUACACAUCUCUGCAAAAAAUGCAUUCUGCAUUGGCUGUGUCUGAAGACCCAUCCACCAAAGUCAUUAUGGGCUCUACUCCAGUUCUGGAUACCGACCUAACCAUUGGCGAGUCUGCUGGUGUCAGUCUUAACCUGAAAGGACACUCUUACUCCACUGAUUUCAAGAAAAACAUUUUCGCUUCUGACCUUUUGACGAACGUUCGCAACUUGCUGUACCAGAAUGACAUUGCUUGUACGCACUUCGAUUUGAAAUACGUAGCUAAGGACACUAAGAACAAGAAAAUUUCAACUACUAUGUUGUUUGAAACAUUAUUCGACUUCAAAGGAGAUGAUGAAUUAAAACCUGCAGGCUACCUCACUGAUCUGAUUGGCAACAGCGUGAAUCGUCGCAAGAAGCUGGCUGGUCAAGCUGCAUCUGGAAUCGAAUAUGCUAAAGUCCGAAUUGCUGAUGUCAGUGUUGUAUUUGAUGGAGAAAACAAAAAAGAGUUUGUAUAUACUUCAGCCUUAGCUACCAACCCAUUAGACAACAAAGUUCAAGCCAUUAUCUACACAAGUGGUUGCGUGCCAAUCAAUGCCGUUAUCAAGAUUGUUAAGCCUAAAACUGUUCCAUUGAACUUUGAGAAGGCUCUUAAGAAUGAAAUUAAGGUACAAUAUGAAGUGGACUUCAAGUACGGAAACUCUGACAACAUUCUUUUCAAAGGUAUUGGUCAACGUAGCAAGGAAUACACUGAAAGAUUAUCCAACGAUCCUGUAGGAAAGAAAUGCUUGGAAGAGACUAGCAACAAGAACUUCUACCAGAGGGACUGUUACAAAAUGAUCGUCAAGGCACACGCGCCUGACUACUUUAAGGGUACUGUGACAUACAAAGACGUUAACCCUGUACUUCUGAAUGCAACCUACAAAAUAUACAACAUUUUCAAACACUUCACAACUUGGGAAGAGGACGAGGACCUAUUGAAGGCUACCGAAGAUGGUAAAGUGGAAAUUGAAGCGCAAGCAUUCUACUACGACAACUACAUUAACUACAAAUUCAACACCAAGUAUGGAGAGUUCCGCAUGAACAAUGUCGAGGGACGUUCCUACUACCCCUAUGCCAUGGCUCUCUACACGCCCGUUACCCACUGGGAGCGUUCUUACAACUGGUUCACAGGCUACCAAUACUUGCCUUUCUGUACUGUGGACGACAACAAGAUCUGGACGUUCAGCGGCCGCAGCUACGACUACAGACUGACUGGAUCGUGGCACGUUGCUAUGGUGGACGAAUCUGGAGAGAACGGAAACAAACUAGUCAUCCUAGUGAAGAGGGCUGGUGAUAACGACGAGGAGGUCUACGUUUCUUACAGCACUAAAUCGGGCUACUACGUGGAGAUCCAAAUUAACUCCAAGACAUACGAAGUUACCAGUAACGCUAAGAAGGUCGCCGAAAAUGCAGUCACCACAUACUUCGACGAAGUAUUCAAGGUACCGCUCGUGGAGUACUACUACUCGAUGGAAGACAACUACCAAGUCUACAGCUUGAACAAUGGAGCCAUCCGUUUCAUUUACGAUGACCACCGUCUAGUUAUCUUCUCCGACGACCACCGCAGCACCACCAGGGGUCUCUGUGGACAGAGCACUUCCCAACCCAGCGACGACUUCAUGACUCCAUACGGUCUGGUAGACCUCCCUGAGCUUUACGGAGCCUCCUUCUCAUUGGAAGGUGAAGGCAGCGACCCUAAGACCGUGGAGCUGAAGAAGCAAGCCAAACUGAAGGCAUACCAGCCCGUCACUGAGUACACCAACAUUCUCCGUUCCGAUGAUGAGUGGAGCAAGAUCAAAAACGAAUCCAUUAAGGAAUUGUAAAUACUUUACAGAAACAACGGACCUAAGCAUGUCAUACGGACAACGAUGGACCUACUUUAAAGGUUUUGUGAUAUAGUUUAAAUGAAUGAUCAACUUUUAGCUCAAAACUAGUGUAAUGAACCCACAGGAACUGAUUGUAUAUAAUGUAUAUUUAUACAUGUAUUCGUAAUUAAUUUAUUGUUAAAAAACUUCCUGAAUUAUAGAAAACAUGCAAUUUUA
Molecule: messenger RNA, 14416 nt
Organism: Spodoptera frugiperda (fall armyworm)
Lineage: Eukaryota; Metazoa; Arthropoda; Insecta; Lepidoptera; Noctuidae
Exons: 21
Coding region: 131-14197 (4688 amino acids)
Biological process (GO): lipid transport
Molecular function (GO): lipid carrier activity
Source: RefSeq, a predicted model, not a curated record